AAAAUCUAGCAGUUGUACUUUGCAUUCAAAAUGCCAGAGCCAGGGAAUCCUGAGGGAGCCUCAAGAAAUAACCAUGAAUAAUGGCUUGUCCAGCAAGACUUCCCAUGCAGUGCAUCAAGUAGAGGGCUGUGAAGGGUGGACAUGGUGGAAUCUGUCUAUCACCUGCAGUUAAUCCUCUACUGUAGCUAAUGACCCCAGCAAACCUCUGAUGGAUGAACCAGUGGUGCAAAGGCACAUGGAGUGCCUUCAGACCUGGUGUGGUACUAACACAGAACUCAUCCCUUUGGAGAUAUUGACCGAUCUCCUCCUUGUGGAAGGACUGAGUGAUCUCCAGCAGAAGCAACAUGAUUUUAUACAGAUUGAAACCACCAACGGCUUAAGGAACAUUUCCAAAAAAAUUGCCUUGGAGAAGCUCUUCCUGCCUCUCUCCAAGUUCAGCAUCCCUCCAAGGAUCUCAGUGACAAUUGGUGUGGCAGGUAUCGGCAAGAGCACCUUGGUCAAAUUCUUCGUCCACACUUGGGCAAAGAGAGAGAUAAGCAGGAAUUUUGUGUUUGUUUUGCCUCUCACUUUCCGGGAACUGAAUGCUUAUGAAAAGCUCUCUGCCGAGAAGCUCGUCCGGCUAGCAGCCCCCCAUUUAACUGAUCUGAGCUUUCUUCCCAUGAGCAGUGCCAGAACCCUUCUGAUUCUUGAUGGUCUGGAUGAAUUUAAGACACGUUUAGAUUUUUCCAACACAAUGGCUUGCACAGACCUCCAGAAGGAAAUCCAAGUGGACAACUUAAUCACCAACAUCAUCCGAGGCAAUCUGUUGCAAGAGAUGUCCAUCUGGAUCACUUCUCGGCCAACAGCAACCAGCCAAAUCCCAGGUGGCCUUGUGGACCGGAUGACUGAGGUACAAGGUUUUGGAGAUACAGAAAUCAAAAAGUAUUUAGAUCACAUGUUCAGUGAAAACCAAAGUUUAGCAGAUGGUGUGAUGCAGCAUCUCAAGACCAACAGGUCCUUGUAUGCCCUCUGCACCAUACCAGCAUUUUGCCGCAUCUGUGGAUCCUCAGUGGGCUAUUUUCUAAAGAGUGCUGAUCUUUCUCCCGAAACUUCAGCAGUUCCUAAGACUUUGUCGGAAAUCUAUUCCUAUUACUUUAAAAUACUGUUGUGCAGUGAUUGGCAAGGAAAACAGAAGGAAGUCCUCCGGAUUGAACCAGUGGUGAACAACUGGAAGAAGAUGAUGAAUGGGUUGGGCCGACUGGCAUUCUAUGGCCUGAUCAAGAGGAAGUAUAUGUUUUUUGAACAGGACAUGAAAGCCUACGGAGUUGACCUCUCUUCCCUCUACUUCAGCUUGUCCAAUAGGAUCUUGCUUAAGGAAGAGACUCCAUUUUCUACCAUCUACUAUUUCUUCCACUUAACAUUUCAGGAAUUUCUAGCUACUACUUAUUAUUAUACUGCAGCAAAACGUGCCCUAUUUGAUCUCUUUGUUGACAGUGGUAUGUCUUGGCCCAAGCUGGGCUUUGUCAACCAUAUAAAAAAUGCCAUCCAUAGAUCCUUACAAUCCGAGGAUGGGCACUUGGACAUUUUUGUACGCUUCCUUGCUGGCCUCCUUUCCCCCCAGGUAAACAAAGUCUUGUCUGAUUGGUUCACGGUGAGGGAUGAACACCACAGCUACCAGAGUUAUGUGGUCAGCCUCUUCCAGAAUUUCCUGGGAGUGGACCAAGUUGUCUCCUGUAGGACUGUGAACCUCAUGCGGUGCUUAUAUGAGCUUCAACAAACUGAGGUGGCUGCCAGCAUUGAGGAGGCUAUGAAAACUGAGAGCCUAGCCGGAAGGUUGACACCAAUCAAUUGCUCUGCCUUGGCCUACCUUCUGCAGACCUCAGAGGCAUGCAUGGAAGAAGCAAAUCUCUCCAACUGUCUCACUUACCACAUCUUGCAAAGUCUUCUCUCCCAGCUUCUGUAUUGCAACAGUCUCAGGCUGGACUGCAACCAGUUGAAAGACAGUGCCAUGGAGCUCCUUGGCAGUGUGCUGAGUGGAAAAGACUGUCAGAUUCAAAAAAUCAGCUUGGCAGAGAACCAGAUUGGAACCAAAGGAGCAAAAGCUCUCGCUAAAUCCCUGAUGGUCAACAGGAGCCUUUUAGCUCUGGAUCUUCGGAACAACGCCAUAGGACCCAGCGGAGCCAAGGCGCUCGCCGAUGCCUUGAAAAACAACCAGUACUUGCUUUCGCUGAACCUCCAAGGCAACCUGAUCAAGGAGAAAGGGGCAACUGGUCUGUCGGAGGCGCUCAUCAGCAACCAAACUCUGAUGACGCUGCACCUCCAGAAGAAUGGGGUGGGACCGCAAGGUUCCAAGCAGCUGGCCGAAGCACUGAAGAAGAACUGGGGGCUCAGAGACCUCAUUUUGUCGGGGAACUGUAUUGGAGACAUGGGCACAGCUGCUCUGGCGGAAGGACUGAUGUUGAAUCACACCCUUUUAACCCUGGAUCUCCAGAGCAAUUCUAUCAGUGACACCGGAGUGACUGCACUCACGCAUGCUCUCUGUCGCAACCGAGGUCUCACCAGCCUCAAUCUACGGGAAAAUUCCAUAAGCCAAGAGGGAGCACAAGCCAUCGCCAGUGCUCUGCGAGCUAAUUGUACCCUGAGGAAUCUGGACUUGGCGGCCAACUUGCUGCAUGACGAAGGGGUCCACGCCAUUGCCCAGGCGCUGAAGGAGAACCAAGCCCUCACUUCCCUGCACUUGCAGUGGAAUUUCAUUCAGGCCAAAGCAGCGAAGGCCCUGAAUCUAGCUUUGCAAUUCAACAGGAGCCUGACCAUCUUGGAUUUACAAGAAAAUGCAAUUGGGGAUGAAGGAACAGCUGCUUUGGCUUCCGCUCUGAGGGUGAACUCAACACUCGAGGCCCUCUACCUGCAGGUGGCGGCAGUCGGGGUGAGCGGGGCCCGAGCCCUGGCAGAAGCAUUGGCUGUUAACAAGUGCCUUGCAGUGUUGGACCUGAGAGGAAAUGCCAUUGGUCUGAUAGGAGCCAAGGCAAUGGCCCACUCCCUGAAAGUUAACAGCACCCUCCGCAGGCUGAAUCUCCAGGAGAACUCCUUGGGCAUGGAUGGGGCUAUCUGCAUUGCCACAGCCCUGACAGGGAGCCACAACCUCACCUACAUCAACUUACUGGGAAAUAAAAUUGGUGAAUCAGGAGCUAAGGUGAUUUCCGACGCCAUCCGAACGAACGCCCCGAGCUGUGUGGUGGAGAUAUAAAGCAGGGCUGGGACUGCAGUACGCUGGAGGGAGGGAGUGGCGUCCACGCUCCCGGAUG
This is a messenger RNA of Candoia aspera, 3284 nucleotides long. RefSeq names its product NLR family CARD domain containing 3 (gene NLRC3). Gene Ontology annotation, biological process: intracellular signal transduction; negative regulation of canonical NF-kappaB signal transduction. The transcript is spliced from 18 exons. Bases 209 to 3226 code for a protein of 1005 amino acids. Gene Ontology annotation, cellular component: cytosol. Gene Ontology annotation, molecular function: protein binding. The record is from RefSeq and is a predicted model, not a curated record. NCBI's taxonomy places the organism in Eukaryota, Metazoa, Chordata, Lepidosauria, Squamata, Candoiidae.